AUGGACUUCCUCGCUUCCCAUCUGCCCCUCUCAUCCGACCCCAACCCUCCCACCCACCAAGCAGGCUCCUCGUUCGAAGGCUUCUUCAUCCGACUGCAGUCCCACAACGGCGCAGCCUCGCCACCACAGCCUCCCUCUUCCCCCCCGCCUGCAGCCUCGUCCUCGUCGCCCGCAUCCCUCGCUUCUCCAUCCACAGAUCGCCCCGAUUCAUCCCCCUUUCCGCCCUCUCCCCGCUCCCAGCCACAGCCCCAGACCGCGUUGCCAUCCAGCUCUCGACAUGCCGCUACGCAGGCGCAUCGGCCUGAUCCCAAUGCUGCAAACGUAUCGCCACCUCACGAGACCCCAGGUGACCUCAUCCUCGUCAUCUGCGAGCUCCAGAGCGCUCCGCCAGAAGAGAAAAUCUGCCUCUACAUGCGCUGGAUCGCCCACGGCGAGGAAUCCAGCCAGGCCGCCAUCCAACGACGACGCAAUCGCAAUGCCAGCUCCAGCUUCCUAGACCGCAUCGGCACAGGCCUCGACACUACAAGCGACAGCAUCCCCUUCUCGGCCAUCGACAUCCCAGCAACCUCGUCGCGCACCCGCUCCGGUCCAAAGUCAAACCACGCUCCACCCGCUCACGGAGAAACUGGCGAGACCGGGCCUCCCGCUUCCAAGCGGGAUCAGAGCUUUGAAACAGUCCAAUACAUUCCACGUUGGCGUCUCCGCCUCGGUCCGAGCGUGGAUCCAAGCUCGCCGCAGGCCUUCCGGAUCCAGCUGCCUUGCUCCGACGUCGUCGGCGCAUUGCUGGGCUCGCUAGAGGUCACCGACAACGGCAACCUUCGCGUCGACCUCACUCUGCCCCGCAGCGAUGGCGAGCAGGGCGCAACGCGGGUCCAGCUGUGCACCCAGCGGCGCGUCCCCUGGAACCCGGCCAGCGCGCAGCCAAGGUGGUAUGAUCGACUGCCGCUGAGCUCAAAGGGGCCCGAAGGUCUCCUGCAGCAUCUCGGCCUCCUGCUGCCUCUCCACUGGUACGUCCAUGCAACCCAGUCUCCCGCCACCUACACCAUCCAGCACAUCGAUUGCUCGUCUCCUGCGGGCAGCCCGGCUUCACAGAUCGUCUCGUCCGGCUCGGCCUCGGUCCACUUUGAGAAGAAUUGGGGCCACGGCUUCCCCACGGGGUGGCUCUGGUGUCAGGCAGCGAGCGAGAUCGUGCCCCAAAGCCGACCGGGCGCUUCCAACGACGACCUUACAGCGCAUAGGGAGCGCGACUCGGAUCCUCCUCGUCCGCUCGACGAAGGCAAGCCUCCGGAGGACAUCCGCGUCUCGUUGGCCGGUGGGUCGAUACUGUCUUUGACCGCGUUUCUGGUCGGCAUACGCAUUGGCACACGUAUCGCGUGGGACUUCAGGCCUCCUUUCGCUGUCGGCCCCGGCUUCGCCGUCGAAGACGCGCCCCGGUCCUACGUCAACUACGGCAUAGGUUUCAAGAUCCGUCGCGACUUUCCCAGCAAGGCCGUCAGGAUCGAGGUGUGGAAUCUCACGCGGUGGGCGAGGCUUGAGAUCAGCGGCGAUCCCGCCACGUUUGCCACCAAGAUACCUGGCCCCCGCCCAGGCGGGUGGACGCCGGGGUAUUGCCACCACUCGUAUCGGUGCCGGAUGCAGAUCACCCUCUUUGAGAGACCCUUGACCUCGAUCCCUUCGACCUUCAUCGCCUCGGCCCUGGCGAAUCCGAUGCGGAGCUGGUCCGACCUGAAGGCGCUGCUGCGCUGGCCCUCGACCGCCUCACCUAACAAGCUCAUCCGCCCGUCCAAUAUGAAUGGAACCGCUGUCGGGGGAAGGCUCCGUCGCCGCGCUCGUCGUACCGCAAGCAUGGACCCCGAUCCUCGCCUGGGUGAUCUGGAGGAAGAGAGCGAGGAGGACGAAGAAACGCUGCUGGCCCACGCGCGACGCAAGAUUGACGACGCGUGGUGCCGCACCUUUGGAUGGCAUCGCAUCGGCCAGUGGAGCUUGGAGGACAGGGUCGCCUUGGAAUUCGGUGGCGAUUUUGCACGGUAA
Messenger RNA from Pseudozyma flocculosa PF-1, 2031 nucleotides. RefSeq lists its product as uncharacterized. NCBI's taxonomy places the organism in Eukaryota, Fungi, Basidiomycota, Ustilaginomycetes, Ustilaginales, Ustilaginaceae. The transcript has a single exon. The coding region runs from base 1 to 2031 and encodes 676 amino acids. The record is from RefSeq and is a predicted model, not a curated record.